AUAAUUAAGGUUCUGCAGUCAGUAAUUCACUCAAUUUCAAUAGAAAAAUAUUAAAAUGUUCGAUUUUCUUGUGAGUUUUGGAACAGUACUAAGAAAUUAUUGUGUCCAAUAUAACGUGUAAAUUGUUCCAGACCCCCAUUAUUUGUGUAGAAAUGUAUUUAUUUAAUGAAAAAGUGACUCAUCAGGUGCCGUUUAUUUCAUUUUCCCUGUAUUUUCAGAAUUAGAAUGAACUCAAAGCAUAUGAAAUGUUUCUGAAAACAUUGAGAUCUAUGCUGUCCAGACGAAAAGUUUUUACUGAAUUCUAUUCAGUUUUUGCAUCAUCUGUGCCUCUUUGACUCACACUGCGUAAUUUUCAUUUCUUUAAAACCUUUCUGUCUGUUUGGCCUCCAAAUUAGAUCGGAUGCAGAUGUUGCAUUUAUUUGAGCCUGACCCCUCCGUAAUGCCCCUAAAAUGGGGUCAGCUGUUUGCAACUGCAGUUUUUGUUUUUUGGUAGAUUGGUAUGGCAAGCAAAAGGUAGCAUAAAACACCAGGAAAAGCACCGUAAACAUCGAAAAAGGCUGUUCUGACACACAUUUUGCAAGUAUUUCUGCUCACGUUGUCCCAAGAUGGGCAUGAAAAGCGUCUCACCAUACAAUGGUUAACCUCUUGAAUACUCUUAUGACUGUUUCUGAGUCACGCUUUAAAUGCGUGACUUUGGUUAAAAUGAUCAGCGGUCUGAACUGGCAGAGAAAAUCCCUUUUUGGUUUGACAUCUUUUUACAUUGUUUUUAAAAAAAGGGGCAUCUACAUCACCGGCUCCAGCAUCAUCGGGGGGGGCGUUAAGGCUCCUCGCAUCAAAACCAAAAAUUUGGUCAGCAUCAUUUUCUGUGAAGCUGUGGCCAUUUAUGGGAUCAUCAUGGCCAUCGUCAUUAGUAACAUGGCUGAGAGGUUCAGUGGAACGACCCCAGAGACCAUUGGAGCACGAAACUAUCAAGCUGGUUACUCCAUGUUUGGGGCGGGUCUGACGGUGGGGUUCUCCAACCUCUUCUGCGGCAUCUGUGUGGGCAUCGUGGGCAGCGGCGCGGCUCUGGCCGACGCCCAGAACCCCAGCCUGUUUGUGAAGAUCCUCAUCGUGGAGAUCUUCGGCAGCGCCAUCGGCCUGUUCGGCGUCAUCGUAGCCAUCCUGCAGACAUCCAAAGUAAAGAUGGGCGACUAAAAGACGCCAAAACACUGCUGGAAAACUAAGAUGGAUUAUUAUUGUGUAAAUACAUAAAUUAUUUAAAUGUGUCUAUUUGCCUGGUUUUGUUUUUAACCAUCAUUCAGUGGGUCAGAGUUUCCCUGUUUUCUUCAGAACCUUUUUUCUGUUUUUGGACAUUUCAAAGCUCCAAAAUGAUCUGAACUCACACUUCCUGACCUUCCUGUCGCAUCUUUGUCAGGUUUUUCUGGCUCUUGCUAACGAAUGAUGGUUAAAAACGACACUGGGGCGUGUGACUCUGUGUGUGUGUCUUCUUUUUCCUUUUCCAUCCUGUGAGGCAUGAGGACGUUUGCAGCUCGGUCUGUCGGUUCAGGGCUGCAAACUGGGUGACAUUCUGUGUUGUUGGAUCAUGAGAUGCCAUGUUUGGCAGCCCGGCGAGCGGAAUAACCGUCACCGACACUGGAAGAAGGACUUAGCCGGUGUUUCGAUUAGGAUGAAGUUGAGUCAUGCGCAGGCCUGUUCAGUGUUUCUGAUUGUUAAAAGAACAGCUGAUGGUCUCAAACCUGCACGGCGACCCGCAAACGGACUCGUUUCUGGAGUUUCUAAAUUCAAUCAAAUAAAUUCAAUUGAUCUCAAAUUAUGUCAGAAUCAUCAAUUUCUUUGCUCUUUAAUUUGGAGUCCAGUUUUCUUGACUCAACUUCUAAAAGCAUCUGAGGAACAUCUGACUCGUUCGGGUCAUAGCGUUCGUUCUUCACCAACACAGGAAGCAGCUGCAGAAUGAGCUUCAUCCUGCAGGAAUCUUCCUGUUUUAAUGCUCAUUUUGUCCAAAGUGCGUCUCUGUGCUUUUAAUGAACCUAAAGGUCUCCGCAUUCGCUUUUUAGACGGAUGUUGUCACGGAUGCGUCGCUCCAGCCGUCACCAGGAACCCAAUUCCAGUCGUGCAGAAAUGUAAACCCUGCAGUUUCCCUGUGCAACCCCUUUGUUUUGAAUGUACACGUGAUUCCUCCGUGGCAGAUGUUUGCUUCACAGUUUCCAAAUGGUUCCCAACAUUCCUGACAGAUGAGGCGGAGAUAUUUGAGUGUAAGACAGACGGGCUCCAGCAACGCGACGAAAAGACAUCGCCGGUUCUUUCUAUUGUUUUGUACAAACUUCUGGGGUGCAGUGUUCUGUCUGGAUCUACUUUAAAAAUCUUCAUUUUUGUUUUUUAUUUUUACAUGUGACUGUCGGCUAAAGGAUGAAAUGUGCGUGUUGUGAUGAAACUGGAAAACUCAAACGUGAUUUUUGUCUUUCAUGGAAAUGAAGAAAAAAAAUAAAACACCUGGUGAAAUAGUU
Molecule: messenger RNA, 2504 nt
Organism: Oryzias latipes (Japanese medaka)
Lineage: Eukaryota; Metazoa; Chordata; Actinopteri; Beloniformes; Adrianichthyidae
Gene: atp6v0b
Product: ATPase H+ transporting V0 subunit b
Biological process (GO): proton transmembrane transport
Cellular component (GO): proton-transporting V-type ATPase, V0 domain
Molecular function (GO): proton-transporting ATPase activity, rotational mechanism
Source: RefSeq, a predicted model, not a curated record